This is a messenger RNA of Thunnus maccoyii (southern bluefin tuna), 2006 nucleotides long. Its product is annotated as zinc transporter ZIP9. The transcript is spliced from 7 exons. NCBI's taxonomy places the organism in Eukaryota, Metazoa, Chordata, Actinopteri, Scombriformes, Scombridae. The record is from RefSeq and is a predicted model, not a curated record. Gene Ontology annotation, biological process: transmembrane transport; zinc ion transport. Gene Ontology annotation, molecular function: metal ion transmembrane transporter activity. Gene Ontology annotation, cellular component: membrane. The coding region runs from base 107 to 1231 and encodes 374 amino acids.
CUGGUUAAACCGUCGUUUUAGUAGUAUUUAGUAGUAUAGUAAUGGCCUGUGUUUUGUUGGAGGUGCAGUUCUCAGUGUCAAACACUGGGUGUUGCUUGGGAGGGAAAUGCUGCGGUGCAAAAGAGCAGAGAGACCGAGGUGCGACGUGGAGGGGCAGAAUGGCACUUUUAUAAUCCAGCUGCACCAAGAGACCAGGCUGUCUGCUUUCAGUAGGAGGCAACACGAACAUGAAGCGUAUCGGUCAACUCUGGUGUUAGAAGACGUCGACAUGGACGGAGGACUUACGAUUACUUUCAUAUCUGUCGCGAUGUUUGUAGGUUGCUUUUUACUUGGAUUCAUCCCACUGUUGUUUAGACUUUCUGAGAAAGGCCUGCAGUUUGUUUCCAUACUGGGGGCAGGACUACUGUGUGGGACAGCACUGGCUAUCAUCAUCCCUGAGGGAGUGGGUUUACUGGAGGAGUCAUGGAGAGCAUCCUCUUCCUCCUCUGCUGAGACAUCCAGCCUGAAUGUUAGUGAGAAGAAUGCUGCGUCCACAGAGGGAGGCCCUCCGCCUCGGUUUUUCAUUGGGGUGGCUUUAACUUUCGGCUUCAUCUUAAUGUUUGUAGUGGAUCAGAUAGGGAAGUACUGUUCCAUGCACGACCAAAUGACUCGCUUGCCGAACAGUGUUGGCAUCACAGCCACAUUGGGACUGGUUAUUCAUGCUGCAGCGGAUGGAUUUGCUCUGGGAGCAGCUGUGGCUACGGGUCAAGUGACAGUGCAAGUCAUAGUAUUUCUUGCUGUGAUUCUACACAAGGCCCCUGCAGCUUUUGGUUUGGUCACCUUUCUGAUGCUUGCAGGCCUAGAGAAGAAGUUCAUACAGGGACAUUUACUGGCCUUUUCAGCUGCAGCACCUAUAGUUGCCAUCAUCACCUACUUCAUAUUGCAUGCAUCUGGCAGUUCAUCCCAGAGCCAGCUCAGUGCAACAGGUGUGGGAAUGCUCUUCUCCGCUGGGACUUUCCUCUAUGUGGCCACAGUGCAUGUUCUCCCCGAGAUCAGCAGCAGCAGGGCAGGCCGCCUCCCGUCUGACCUUCAGCAGCAUACCGGAGCUGAGGCCUACCCCUCUGACCUCCAUCAGUACACCGGAGACGAGGUCAACCAGCAGCAGCACUACCUGGGGCUCCUGGAGAGCCUCACUCUCAUCCUCGGGAUCGGGCUUCCGGUGGUGCUGGCUCUGGGGCUGACUGAUGACUAACAAGUUAACAGCAGGGCAAUUGAGUUUAGUGCAAAGGGCACUGUGCCAACAAGUCUGAAAUUUAAACUGUGAGGACCUGUCUCGUAUAUUGUACUGUGUGAACUACGUGGCAUUGCACAAAGAUGUGUGUAGGACAAAAUGUGCCUUGGAAACGAGCUCACCAUGGUUUGAUCUGAUCUCGGUGAAACUACCCUUUGAGUCCAGCUAUUGUUUGUGUGUCAAAAGAGCUUUCCAGAGGGUAUAAAGAAUCUGAUAGCCAAUAUAUUGUCCUCAGUGCACUGAGUUUCCAUUCCAAGACUGACAAAAGGGUGUAAUUUGUUGCCAGGAAUGAAUUCAAUAAGCUUUCCAAAGAACCUUUUUGUCUGAUGAAGAUAUUGAAAAUCAGAUGUCAUGGCAUGUUCAGCGUCGAAUUUCCCAGUACCUGGAUGAAUUUACAGUAACAACCAAAUAAUCUGAUACAGUCUGUUACCCAAGUUUAUUUGGUAUCUGGUAGCUUGAAAACAGAAUUUCAGUCUAUUGAUUUAUAAUAGUACACAUUACCAAAACACAGAUGUGGAAUUCUUGUGUAAUUAUUAAUAGUUUUGAAGGUGAGAGGAUUUUUUUUUAGAUGUGUGGUGGAACAUCUGCAAGAAUACAUAGCAAGUCCUGCUGCUUUUCAUGCCUGUUAUAUGAUAUACGAGUCACACAGAAAGAGGUGGGCUGACACAGAUUCAGAAAAGAGAUUCAGGGUUUUUGUUCAUAGUUACUCUUGCUGUUUCUCUUUCAGUUCAGUUAA